CAAUACAGACAGUACUAUCCGUUUUCUUUUCCAUUUCCGAUUCCCCCCAUCCUCAAUGGCUUCCACUACCGUUUCCUCAUCCUUCAACUUCCCAUCUCCAACCCUUUCUUCACAUCGCCAUAAUCACCCACUUCGGUUCUCUCCCUUCUCAGUUAACGGUUUCAGUUACCCAACCGUUGCUUCCCGCCAAAACACCUGCAUGUCACGUGGCACCUUCCGCUGCGCUCUCAAAAAUCCAACCUCUCGUGCCUUCAGUGCAGCAGCCUCGCUCAAUAGAGAACCAAUGGUUCCUCCUUACAACGUUUUGAUAACUGGCUCAACGAAAGGAAUAGGGUAUGCAUUGGCAAAGGAAUUUCUUAAAGCUGGAGACAAUGUCAUAAUUUGCUCAAGAUCAUAUGAAAGGGUUGAGACUGCUGUGAAGAGCCUGAAAGUAGAAUUUGGGGAACAGCAUGUGUGGGGAUCUAAAUGCGAUGUCAGAAAUGCAGAAGAUGUCAAGAAUUUAGUUUCAUUUUCUCAAGAAAAGCUGGGAUACAUUGACAUAUGGAUUAAUAAUUCUGGAUCAAAUGCAUAUAGCUAUAAGCCGCUUGCUGAGGCCUCAGAUGCAGAUCUUAUUGAGGUGGUUACAACAAACACACUCGGUUUGAUGAUAUGUUGCCGAGAGGCAAUAAAGAUGAUGGCAAGCCAGCCUCGCGGAGGCCAUAUUUUCAAUAUUGAUGGUGCAGGCUCAGAUGGUAGACCAACUCCAAGGUUUGCUGCAUAUGGAGCAACCAAGAGAAGUGUGGUGCAUCUGACAAAAUCUUUACAAGCCGAAUUGCAGAUGCAAGAUGUAAAAAAUGUAAUGGUGCAUAACCUUUCCCCAGGAAUGGUCACAACGGAUCUUCUCAUGUCUGGUGCUAAUACAAAGCAGGCAAAGUUUUUCAUCAAUGUCUUGGCUGAACCGGCCGAAGUGGUUGCUGAAUACUUGGUUCCAAACAUUAGAUAUAUACCUACCAAUGGAUCAAUGAAGCCAAAAUACAUCCGGUUCCUCACUGGUUUGAAAGCGUAUUCCCAAAUAUUUUCAAGACUAGCAUUUGGGGCAAGAAGGAACAGGUAUAUUCUUGAAGAAUGAACAGAAUUAAAAAUGGUGCCAGGCAAUUUCUAACUGUAGAUAAUAUUCUGGUCGUUUAUGAUCUUCUGGAAUACAUCAGUGGGUGUUUAGUAUUUACUGGACCUAUAAUCCUCGGGCAACAGUGCAAGAAUUGUUUUUUUUUUUAUAACCCGAGAUUUCUAGACGGGGAGAGGGGACUUAUGCCAUUUAUUUAUUUUUUUUUUCUGUUAUUUAUUUUUUGCCACUAUUCCCCUUUCUGUUCGGCCUUUUCCCUGGUAACCUUUUAAGAGCUUGUUUCAUUUAUUUA
This is a messenger RNA of Arachis stenosperma, 1394 nucleotides long. Its product is annotated as chlorophyll(ide) b reductase NOL, chloroplastic-like. Gene Ontology annotation, molecular function: oxidoreductase activity. The transcript has 13 exons. NCBI's taxonomy places the organism in Eukaryota, Viridiplantae, Streptophyta, Magnoliopsida, Fabales, Fabaceae. Bases 56 to 1108 code for a protein of 350 amino acids. The record is from RefSeq and is a predicted model, not a curated record.